This is a messenger RNA of Impatiens glandulifera, 668 nucleotides long. Its product is annotated as protein SHI RELATED SEQUENCE 8-like. Bases 97 to 651 code for a protein of 184 amino acids. Gene Ontology annotation, molecular function: DNA-binding transcription factor activity; DNA binding. Gene Ontology annotation, cellular component: nucleus. Lineage: Eukaryota; Viridiplantae; Streptophyta; Magnoliopsida; Ericales; Balsaminaceae. The record is from RefSeq and is a predicted model, not a curated record. Gene Ontology annotation, biological process: positive regulation of DNA-templated transcription. The transcript has a single exon.
UUAUCUCUCUCUCUCCUAAAUUGUCUUUGGCUUUAUCCAUCCAAUUGCUAUGGAUUUGAUAACCUCGACGACAACUAAAUCAUCAUCGUCAUCACCAUGUCUGGUUUCUUCUCACUAACUAACACAAAAUCAACAAACCAGCAACAACAACAACCACCUGAAGAGAUCUAUAACAACAGAGGCUUCGAACUAUGGCAUCACCAACAAUACUGCAACCGCAACAACGACGAUGAUCCAUCUCCGCCGUACAGAUCGACUGAUUUCUCCAUGAGGGCCGCCGGCGCCGGCGGAGGAAGUAGUAGUAAUAGUAGUAGUACUACAAUUAAUUGUCAAGACUGCGGUAACCAAGCAAAGAAAGACUGUUCUCAUCUCCGGUGCCGGAGUUGCUGCAAGAGUAGAGGAUUUGACUGUCAAACUCAUCUUAAGAGCACGUGGGUUCCAGCAGCUAAGCGACGGGAUCGUCUUCAACAACUUAGCUUGAUGAAGACGACGACCGAAGAAGAUCAUACCCAUCAAAUUCAUCCUAAAAGGUCCAGAGAACAUAAUACUGCAGGUCAUAAAGAUAAGGGUUGUCAGAUCCACAUCUUUUUUAUAAUUAUUAUUUGUAGAUUUGAAUUAGGGUUUCAAUUAUCUUCUUAUAAUAAUUAUUAGGUUUAGAGAUGAGUAAC